AUGAUAGAAUCCACUGCAGCCAAGGACAACCCGCAAAUCUCAUGGUGUGGUUUCGGCGGCGGCGACCAUGUCAGCCCUACACAAGUCCUCGACGAGGCUGCCGUAGAGGAAGUUGACGAUGAUUACUGGGACGUUGACUCGGACACGGAUACACCUGGAGCGCUUAAUGAAGAGGCAAUGGUCUUGAGUCGAGACUUCAGUCUCAUGCGGAAAAUGCAGUUCCAGCAUACGAACGAACUGUCGGUACGACGAUACGAUGCCUUCAUCUACGAAGGCGUUCUAGCGUCCUACAAGGCGGAGCAAGUUGCGAACCCGCUGAAGAACCCAAAAACCGCAAGAGUGUUUGCGCACUUCAUUCAUGUUACUGCACCGGUGAGUAGUCCGAACUCAUCACUCCACCUGGCUAUCAUUGAUGUGUUUCAGUCACUUUCCAUCUACGAGCGAAAUCCUCGAAACCCUACGUCGUUAUUCGAAGGACCGACUCCACCGUCACAGCAGAAUCUCUGGACCUACAUUCUGCCUCUAAAAGCUCUGAACCAUCAGGGAUUGCUACACGCCAUGCUGGCGCUGGCGAGCUUACACAUCGCAAAACUACAACGAGCUUCGGUGACUCCUUCUUACAAGCAUUAUGCGUAUGCAUUAAAACGCCUGGGCCGAUCUCUGGCCAACCCCAAACGACGACAUACGAUUGCUACGGUCGCAACAAGUCUUCUGCUAGCCUUUUACGAAGUCAUGACCGCUGAGCACGUCAAAUGGUCGACUCAUCUGGUUGGAGCUGCACAGCUGCUAGCCGAGCUGGAUUUCCCAUCACUUACUCGAGAAGCGCGACGUCUGAAAGCGGUGCAGGAGGCCCAAGAAUCAAGAUUUCUUGCCCACCUUGGAAAUCGAGGAACGACCCCGAUGAUAGAUACGAUGAUGCCCGACGAGGGCAUGGUGAGCGCAAUAAUUGGUAAGAAGGUUAGUUACGAGGAUUUUGGUAGGGUGCUAGAGGCUGGAGACGACGGCCAGGAGAAAAGGUCUCCUUUGCCAGGGAAACUGGACAUCAAGACUUUUGAAACGCUGCAGGAUCUUCAAUGGUUCUAUAUGCGCCAUGACGCUUUUCAGAGCAUGGUGAGCGGCAAUUCUUUAAUAACACCUUUUCGCAAAUGGUCAAACUGCCCUCCUCGCGCACCGCUCGGCCGAUCAGACGCUAUCUACGGCACACAUGACCAUAUCGUUCUCCUCAUCGCCCGCAUAUCCGACUUCGCCGUACGAGAUCGUGACAGGAAGCUCAAACAAGUGGAGGCAAAUGGUGGGCAGUGGAGGCCAAGCUCCAACAUGCCUGGAGGGACGCCGAUGGGGCCACCGUCUGCUCCAGCAGGACGCCCAGAGCCUCCAAAGUCUAUAUCAACAUCAAUGGGGCCACCCCGACAUCUGCAUGACAAGGGACCUCAUAGCUCUACGCCCGUGCCGGACCAGCGACAAGCACCAGGACCACAGCAAGGACAAGCUACACGUGGGCCGCCAUCUAUGCCAACAUUCUAUGGCAUGGCUCCUACUGGCGGUCCGUCCCCGCUUCCAAAAAGCUAUGCCGCACCCGAAGGCUAUACUUACGAACGAUCUCCCAAAACUCCAAACACACCCCAUCCGAAAUUUGCAGAUCUUCCCGCUGCUCUCUCAGCAGCGGAGGAAGAAUGGCAGAAUAUGUCUCGUGCCUAUGCUACAAUCGCAAGUAGCCUGGCCAACAAAGAGGCUUUCGCACCACUCAGCGAAGACCUCUACCCUGUUGCACCUGGUGGUAAUGGUACCCCCUUUGGACCAGCUCUCGUUCACCGUAGCUAUGAUAUCAGCACGCUAUGGACAAUGCUACACCUCUCCAAGAUCCUGCUCGUCCGCUCGCAUCCCGCCAUGCCUCCUGCUGCGACAAUUGCAGCAGGUGUCGCCGCAGCAACGACCAAACCGUACGCAAUGCUCAUCGGCCGCAUCUCUGCAGGUAUGCAAGUGCCCCCCAGUGAUGACAUUCCCCUAAGUCCAUUCCUCGGUGCGGCCUUGAUCGAGGCUACAAUGGCACUCUUCUUUGCAGGUGUGCAAUAUCAGGAACCUCCCCAGCGCGCUUGGCUCAUCAAACGUCUACUCGAUAUCGAUCGUCGUACAGGUUGGGCAUCAGCUGCUGUUAUUGCGCGAGCAUGCGAAACAUCCUGGGAAAGAGCUGCGGAGCUAGGAAGGGGGCCGCCAUACCUAGGUAGAAAGACCCGUCCGCAUGGUGAAGACGGACCAAUAGUACUGGAUGGUGGUGAUGAAGGAGGCUGGGGCGGUGGCGGCGUCGUAAGGGGCAAGGCGUUUGUGGUACCUAACGACAACGCGAGGUACACGGCGGUGCGUAACGUUAGAGUGCCGUGGGCAAAGAAUAUUUUGGCGAGCGAAGAGGAAUUGAGAGCGGAUAUGGAGAGGGUGAAGCUGAAGAGCCGUGAAGGGUAG
This is a messenger RNA of Didymosphaeria variabile, 2457 nucleotides long. RefSeq lists its product as uncharacterized. Gene Ontology annotation, cellular component: nucleus. Gene Ontology annotation, biological process: positive regulation of transcription by RNA polymerase II. Lineage: Eukaryota; Fungi; Ascomycota; Dothideomycetes; Pleosporales; Didymosphaeriaceae. The coding region runs from base 1 to 2457 and encodes 818 amino acids. Gene Ontology annotation, molecular function: transcription cis-regulatory region binding; DNA-binding transcription factor activity. The transcript has 4 exons. The record is from RefSeq and is a predicted model, not a curated record.